Molecule: messenger RNA, 144 nt
Organism: Brugia malayi
Lineage: Eukaryota; Metazoa; Nematoda; Chromadorea; Rhabditida; Onchocercidae
Exons: 1
Coding region: 1-144 (47 amino acids)
Source: RefSeq, a predicted model, not a curated record
AUGUGGUGGUGUGGUGGUGGCAGGGGUAUGAGUGGGGGAGUAGAAGGAGAUGUAGUAGUAGUAGUGGUGUGGCGGUGCGGUACGAGAGCUGCUACUAGGCGAUGUGGAGAGAAUGGAGUCGAUCGGGAGAGGGCGGGGGGUUGA